AUCGUCCAACCCUUGGGGCUAUGCAUGGGAGAUCUUGACCAUGAGUUGAUGUGGAAACAAGAAGAUAACUACUUUACCCCAGGAUUGCAUAUGUUCACUUUGAGCAAAGCCAAGGCCAUGACCGUUCUUCCAUGUACCAUUUAGUUAUCCCUGCUUGGCCUGUCGCUGAUGACCUCGUGUGUAGCUCACAAAGUUGGCCAGGAAGCCGUAUCCUCUUUGGUCUGUCGAAGUUUCUCUCAAAGGCAGACAUAUCCCUUGCAUGUUUAUUCAUCCAAAUUUUCUCUCACACAUCGACCUUCCCAGAUGCCAAAAAGGUGGGACUGAGAAAUGGCACCCACCCCACCAUCUGUCACGUCGUCGAACGCAAGUACUCAUUCUCCGCAUGGACGAGUGGUGCGAAGACGGAACCGUGUCCCAUUGUCCUGCGCCCCAUGCAGAAAUCGAAAGCUAAAGUGCAACCGCGCGGUGCCUUGCGAGAAUUGCGUAAAGAGAGGAGAUGCCCUUUCCUGUACAUAUGCUCAACCUAAUGCCAGGAGACGGAAUCAUGGCAGCCAACUACAGCUAGGAACACCGGAUGACAUGCAAAGUCGUAUCGACCGCUUGGAAAGCUUGGUACUAUCAUUGAUGAGGAAUGGGUCGCAGUCCACCGGUGCCGCACCGGUAAGGGAAGGCAGAUCAGGAGACCCUGGCUUCUCCUCGCUGCACGAUAGACAUCGUUCCGGCCUUAGCGGAGAUGAUCGUGAGGCAACUGCUAGGGACGAAGAGAGUGACACGGAGCAGGUAACUAAGUCGUUUGGGAUAAUGAAGGUUGACGCUCAAAAUCAGAAAUCCUACUACGUCAGCGAGGCUCACUGGACCUCCAUUCUUAACGAUAUAGUAGAAGUUAAGAACUUUUGGUCGACACACAAGAAACAAAUCGAAGAGCAGAUGGAAAAGGUACGAGCUGCGAAUAGCGAGCAAGAUUUACCAAGCUCCGCCCUUAUUUUUGGUGCCAUGAAACCUUCGAAUAAGGCUGAAAUAAUGUCAUCAUUCCCAUCGAAAUAUACGACUGACAUCCUAGUUGCUCGUUAUUUCAAUACCUACGAUCCAUCAAUACACCUUAUACACGCGCCGACUUUCAAGAAAGAGUAUGCGAGGCACUGGCAAGAUCCAUCAAACACGAGCAUUGUUUGGAUAGGGAUGGUCUUUGCAAUGAUGCGCUUAGCAGUGUUGUCCUACCACCGAGACGAAGAUGAACCCCCUGAAUUUCGAGAGAAAUCAUUGGAUAUUGCUGGAUCAUAUCAAUCUUCAAUGGCCCAAUGUCUCAUUUUAGCCGACUACACAAAACCGCACCGCUACGUCCUUGAGGCUCUAGUUCUCCACCUUCAGGGUGAAUAUUCACAAACUAGUGAUGCGCAAGUCUCACUAUGGGUUCUAGUCGGUAUAAUUGUUCGUUUAGCAAUGCGGAUGGGCUACCAUCGGGAUGCAAAUAUGUUCCCAAAUAUCAGUGUAUUUCAAGGCGAAAUGCGUCGGCGGCUUUGGAGUUUUAUUCGAUGCGCAGAUCUUUUGUUCUCUUUUCAAGUAGGCUUGCCCAGUAUGGUCCGCUCUGGGGAUAGCGACACCGAUAUUCCGCGAAGUUUACAUGACGAUGACUUUGAUGAGAAUAGCACGGCUCUACCGCCCGGAAGACCCUUCAAUGAGCCAACACCAGUUUCAUACCUCGUUGCAAAAACUCGCCUUGCGUUUGUUUUCGGCCGCGUGUUGGAGCACUCCCAAAAAGUGAAAGGUUCCACAUACGAAGAAGUUAUGGAAAUAGACAAGGCUUUGCGCCAAGCGCGGGAAUUAGUCCCAGAGCAUCUCCACGUCCAGCCAAUUUCCGAGUGUGACAAAGAUCCCGCGUAUUUGAUCAUGAGCAGAUUUGGUAUUAUGAGUAUUUAUCACAAGGCUCAAUGUGUCCUCCACCGACCGUUCCUUAACCACGCACGCGAAAACCCGCGUUACAUUUACUCUCGUCGUACAUGUAUCGACAGCUCCAUGGAGCUACUGAGAUUCCAACUCAUGCUGCAUGGCGCAUCACGCCCUAAUGGAAAAUUGCGCCAUCGGACAUGGUACUCUAGCUCAUUUAGCUCUCACGACUUUUUGAUGGCCAGCACAAUUAUAGCCCUCGAUUUAUAUCACGAUUAUCGAUCUCAUAGCUCUGAACCACUGUAUAAUACGGCAUACAGCAAGGAUGUUCAGAGGCAACAAGAGAUGCUGGCGGCCCUUCGAAGGUCCAGAGAUAUAUGGGACGAGCUAAAAGACAAGUCCAUAGAUGCAUGGAAAGCGGCGGUCGUCUUGGGUAUGUUGCUGGAGCAGCUGAAUCAAAGUUCUAAAUGUUCCGAAACAUCGCAUUCAGAGCAAGUGCUUGAUGCACAAGAUGAAAAGCAAACUGCUGCAAUGACACUGGGGCUUCUUAGCAGUGGCAUAACCCCUUUGGGUCCAACAAGCCCCCCCCAGGUCUGUGAGAAUAUGGGCAAAAUUGAUCCAAACAUCCAGCAACAGUUGCAACGGAGCAGCAUAGAGAGCAUUGACCACGGCCCUCCCCACACCUCCGCAACCCCUUUCGGUAUAUUUGGACAUAUGCCAGACAUGCAAUCAUUUAACCUAGACUGGGAGGCGUGGGACACAUAUAUCCAAUCAACAGCAUUUGAUGCAACUACCGAAGCUCGGACAAGCUCGGAUCCACAGCAGCUUCAACAGUCGCAGUUUACGAUAGGAUCUCUGAGGACCGAAAAUGGACCAAAUCCCAUGCCAAGAAGGACAUAUCCCAAUAGUCCGGGGUUUUUCGAGUCGUUGGAAGCUGGCAGCUUCGGUGGUGGUAUGGACAUGACUCCUGAAGCUGAUGUUCCCGGAUAUAAUCCUGGGCAGCCAUGAUUUAGAAAGAUAUGGUUUAAGAAGAAAAUAUUUGAUAAAGGUAUUAAGAUGAUGUGAAGCUUUUUGGCCUUAAUGAUAAUGAAGCCAUGUCAGUGCUUAAAACAGGGCUGAGGUCUGUAACUACAUGGUAUUCGAUUAUCUUAGAUAGAGUAACUACCUUAGAGAAAUGUUAUUGGCCCCCCUUAUUUUGUG
Molecule: messenger RNA, 3084 nt
Organism: Coccidioides immitis RS
Lineage: Eukaryota; Fungi; Ascomycota; Eurotiomycetes; Onygenales; Onygenaceae
Product: C6 transcription factor
Exons: 7
Coding region: 328-2892 (854 amino acids)
Biological process (GO): regulation of DNA-templated transcription; DNA-templated transcription
Cellular component (GO): nucleus
Molecular function (GO): DNA-binding transcription factor activity, RNA polymerase II-specific; DNA binding; zinc ion binding
Source: RefSeq, a predicted model, not a curated record